Molecule: messenger RNA, 3123 nt
Organism: Callorhinus ursinus (northern fur seal)
Lineage: Eukaryota; Metazoa; Chordata; Mammalia; Carnivora; Otariidae
Gene: CNTN2
Product: contactin 2
Biological process (GO): brain development; axon guidance; cell-cell adhesion
Cellular component (GO): axon; plasma membrane
Molecular function (GO): cell-cell adhesion mediator activity
Source: RefSeq, a predicted model, not a curated record
AUGGGGAUACCCACCAGGAGGAAGUCACACCUGCUGCUGCUGGUCGCUGUGGUCCUUGUCUCCUCUCCAGCUCAGAGUUCAGCCCGGGGAUCCCCGGCCACCUUUGGGCCAGUCUUUGAAGAUCAGCCCCUCGGUCUGCUAUUCCCAGAGGAGUCCACGGAGGAGAAGGUGACGCUGGCGUGCCGGGCCCGGGCCAGCCCUCCUGCCACCUAUAGGUGGAAGAUGAACGGCACCGAGAUGAAGCUGGAGCCAGACUCCCGCCACCAGCUGGUGGGGGGUAACCUGGUCAUCAUGAACCCCACCAAGGCCCAGGACGCCGGCGUCUACCAGUGCCUAGCCUCCAACGCAGUGGGCACCGUCGUCAGCAGGGAGGCUGUUCUCCGCUUCGGCUUUCUGCAGGAGUUCUCGAAGGAGGAGCGAGACCCGGUGAAAACCCACGAAGGCUGGGGGGUGAUGCUGCCCUGUAACCCGCCCGCGCACUACCCAGGCCUGUCCUACCGCUGGCUCCUCAAUGAGUUCCCCAACUUCAUCCCGACGGACGGGCGUCACUUCGUGUCCCAGACCACGGGGAACCUGUACAUCGCCCGGACCAAUGCCUCAGACCUGGGCAACUACUCCUGCCUGGCCACCAGCCACAUGGACUUCUCCACCAAGAGCGUCUUCAGCAAGUUCGCUCAGCUCAACCUGGCUGCUGAAGAUACCAGGCUCUUCGCACCCAGCAUCAAGGCUCGGUUCCCAGCAGAGACCUAUGCGCUGGUAGGGCAGCAGGUCACCCUGGAGUGCUUCGCCUUCGGGAACCCCGUCCCCCAGAUCAAGUGGCGCAAAGUGGACGGCUCCUUGUCCCCCCAGUGGGCCACCGCUGAGCCCACCCUGCAGAUCCCCAGCGUCAGCUUCGAGGACGAAGGCACCUAUGAGUGUGAGGCGGAGAACUCCAAGGGCCGCGACACCGUCCAGGGCCGCAUCAUCGUGCAGGCUCAGCCCGAGUGGCUGAAGGUGAUCUCAGACAUGGAGGCUGACAUCGGUUCCAACUUGCGUUGGGGCUGUGCAGCGGCCGGCAAACCCCGGCCCACGGUGCGCUGGCUGCGGAACGGGGAGCCUCUGGCCUCCCAGUCCCGUGUCGAGGUGCUGGCUGGGGACCUGCGCUUCUCCAAGCUGAGCCUGGAGGACUCGGGCAUGUACCAGUGUGUGGCGGAGAACAAGCACGGCACCAUCUAUGCCAGUGCCGAGCUGGCUGUGCAAGCCCUGGCCCCCGACUUCAGGCUGAACCCUGUAAAGCGUCUGAUCCCUGCAGCCCGCGGGGGAGAGAUUGCUAUCCCCUGUCAGCCCCGGGCGGCUCCGAAGGCCGUGGUACUCUGGAGCAAAGGCACUGAGAUUUUGGUCAACAGCAGCAGAGUGACUGUAACUCCGGAAGGCACCUUGAUCAUAAGAAACAUCAGUCGGUCAGAUGAAGGCAAAUACACCUGCUUUGCUGAGAACUUCAUGGGGAAAGCCAACAGCACGGGCAUCCUAUCUGUGCGAGAUGCAACCAAGAUCACUCUAGCCCCCUCGAGUGCGGACAUCAACUUGGGAGAUAGCCUGACCCUGCAAUGCCACGCCUCCCAUGACCCCACCAUGGAUCUCACCUUCAUCUGGACCCUGGAUGACUUCCCCAUAGACCUUGAUAAGCCUGGGGGUCACUACCGGAGAGCCAGCGCGAAGGAGACAGUUGGGGAUCUGACCAUCCUGAAUGCGCAGCUGCGUCACGGCGGGAAGUACACAUGCAUGGCCCAAACGGUGGUGGACAGUGCGUCCAAGGAGGCCACAGUCCUGGUCCGAGGUCCACCAGGUCCCCCAGGAGGCGUGGUGGUGAGGAACAUUGGCGACACCACCGUCCAGCUCAGCUGGAGCCGAGGUUUCGACAACCACAGCCCUAUUGCCAAGUACACCCUGCAAGCCCGCACUCCACCUACAGGGAAGUGGAAGCAGGUUCGCACCAAUCCCGCCAACAUCGAGGGCAACGCCGAGACCGCCCAGGUGCUGGGCCUCACGCCCUGGAUGGACUAUGAGUUCCGGGUCUUAGCCAGCAACAUCCUGGGCACCGGGGAGCCCAGUGGGCCCUCUAGCAAAAUCCGGACCAAGGAAGCAGCCCCCUCGGUGGCACCCUCAGGACUCAGCGGAGGGGGUGGAGCCCCCGGAGAGCUCAUCGUCAACUGGACGCCCAUGUCGCGGGAGUACCAGAACGGAGACGGCUUCGGCUACCUGCUGUCCUUCCGCAGGCAGGGCAGCGACCGCUGGCAAACCGCCCGGGUGCCCGGCGCCCACACCCAGCACUUCGUCUACAGCAACGACAGCGUCCGGCCCUACACGCCCUUCGAGGUCAAGAUCCGCAGCUACAACCGCCGCGGGGAAGGGCCCGAGAGCCUCCUGGCGCUGGUGUACUCCGCCGAGGAAGAGCCCAGGGUGGCCCCUACCAAGGUCUGGGCCAAGGGGGUCUCAUCUUCAGAGAUGAACGUGACCUGGGAACCAGUGCAGCAGGACAUGAAUGGCAUCCUCCUGGGGUAUGAGCUCCGCUACUGGAAGGCUGGCGACAAAGAAGCAGCCGCUGACCGAGUGAGGACAGCCGGGCUGGACACCAGUGCCCGAGUCACUGGCCUGCACCCCAACACCAAGUACCACGUGACCGUGCGGGCCUACAACCGGGCAGGCACUGGGCCCGCCAGCCCUUCUGCCGAUGCCACCACCAUGAAGCCCCCCCCACAGCGCCCUCCUGGCAACAUCUCCUGGACUUUCUCAAGCUCCAGUCUUAGUAUCAAGUGGGAUCCUGUGGUUCCUCUCCGUAAUGAGUCUGCAGUCACAGGCUAUAAGAUGCUGUACCAGAAUGACUUACACCCGACUCCCACGCUCCACCUCACCAGCAGGAACUGGAUAGACAUUGCCGUUCCGGAAGACGUCGGCCAUGCCCUGGUGCAGAUUCGGACCACAGGACCUGGAGGGGACGGGACCCCAGCAGAAGUCCACAUUGUGAGGAAUGGAGGCACAAGCAUGAUGGUGGAGAACUCUGCAAUCAGCCCGGCCCCACAUCCUGGCACCAUUCUCUCCUCAUUGGUGGCAAUGCUGGUCCUCGAAGGCUACCUGGAGCUCUGA